Molecule: messenger RNA, 1585 nt
Organism: Culicoides brevitarsis
Lineage: Eukaryota; Metazoa; Arthropoda; Insecta; Diptera; Ceratopogonidae
Gene: Dph1
Product: 2-(3-amino-3-carboxypropyl)histidine synthase subunit 1
Exons: 2
Coding region: 235-1521 (428 amino acids)
Biological process (GO): protein histidyl modification to diphthamide
Molecular function (GO): 2-(3-amino-3-carboxypropyl)histidine synthase activity
Source: RefSeq, a predicted model, not a curated record
AUAUUUUAAAAAGUCACGUACACAUUGUCUGCCAAAAUAAAGCGAUUCCUUCGUGUUUUUAGACAGAAAAUUGCCUAAAACAAUCAAAAACGUGGAAAAUUUAACCAAUAAUUAGUAGUUUUACUAAAGAUGUUACUUUUGUGACGUCGCAUCACAAGAAAUUCCAAAAAAUCUCAUCGGGCCUACUUUCUUACAUAAACAACAAGCACAUUUCUCGCAUAAAAAAGCACAAAAAUGGCAUCAGCUGAGGUCGAAACAGCUGGCGUAGUUGUCGUCAAGGCGAAACCUGCACGAAAAAUCUUCAGACCAGCUACGAGAACCAUCAACAAAAUCCCUCCGGAGAUCCUGAAUGACCCGCAGAUCAACGAGGCAAUUGCUGCGCUUCCGUCAAACUACAAUUUCGAGAUUCACAAGACAAUUUUUCGAUGUCGCGAGAUAAAAGCGAAACGUGUCGCACUCCAACUACCUGAAGGUCUUUUGAUGUUUUCUCUCAUCAUAAGUGACAUAAUUGAGAGAUUUACGGAUGCGGAUACGGUUAUAAUGGGCGAUGUGACAUAUGGCGCGUGUUGCGUCGACGAUUUCACCGCAAAAGCCUUGGGAGCUGACUUACUCGUGCAUUACGGACACAGUUGUUUGAUUCCCGUCGAUCAAACGGUCGGCAUAAAAGUGUUGUAUGUCUUUGUCGACAUCAAAAUCGACGCUGUGCACUUCAUCGAAAGUGUAAAACUCAAUUUUAACGUCAACCAAAAGCUCGCUCUUGUGAGUACAAUUCAAUUUGUCGCUACAUUACACGCCGCUGCAAAGGAUUUACGUGAAAUUGGAUACGAUAUCACGAUUCCGCAGUCAAAACCUUUGAGUCCGGGUGAAGUUUUGGGAUGUACGGCACCUCGAAUCCCCGAAGGAACGACAUUGAUCUACUUGGGCGACGGCAGAUUCCAUUUAGAAGCCGCUAUGAUCUCGAAUCCCACAGCUGAUGCAUACAAAUAUGACCCGUAUGAGAAGAAAUUCACGCAAGAAUUUUACGAUCACACCGAAAUGCGAGUAAAUCGCAAACGUGCGAUCGAUUCAAGUAGAAACGCAAAAAAAGUAGGCAUAAUUUUGGGCACUCUCGGGCGUCAAGGCAGCUUAAAAGUGCUCGAACACAUCGAAAAACGCAUUCGUGCCAAAGGAAAAGACGUCGUUACGAUUCUUUUGUCAGAAAUUUUUCCGCAUAAAAUUGAAUUAUUCCAAGAUGUCGAUGUUUUUGUGCAAGUAGCGUGUCCCCGGUUAUCCAUAGAUUGGGGAACGGCCUUCAAUAAACCGCUUUUAACGCCUUACGAACUGUCUGUGGCACUUGGAGAUGUCGAAUGGAGACUCAAUGGUGACAUUGAGAAACAAACUGAGGUCUAUCCAAUGGACUUUUAUGCGAGCAAAUCUCUCGGGCAAUGGACUCCGAAUCACAAACCGAGUGAUAAUGGAUGCGAAAAUGCCUUGACUGGCGGUUGUUGCGGCAAAUGUGACAAAGGCGAGAAAAAAACUUGAUAUCCAAUGGGGUUCUAAAAAAUAAAAAUUAAAAAAAUGACAUUGUAAAUUAUUGUAAAAAAUA